Lampris incognitus (smalleye Pacific opah) is the source of this 2036-nucleotide messenger RNA. It is a transcript of the gene vps72a, whose product is annotated as vacuolar protein sorting 72 homolog a. Gene Ontology annotation, molecular function: ATP-dependent H2AZ histone chaperone activity. Gene Ontology annotation, biological process: chromatin remodeling; regulation of DNA-templated transcription. Gene Ontology annotation, cellular component: nucleus. The record is from RefSeq and is a predicted model, not a curated record. NCBI's taxonomy places the organism in Eukaryota, Metazoa, Chordata, Actinopteri, Lampriformes, Lampridae. The coding region runs from base 234 to 1337 and encodes 367 amino acids. The transcript has 6 exons.
GAACCCAGCCAAAUUUGAUUCCGUGCUAACGUUACUGGAGUAACAAAAAAAAAGUGCUCCGUUUAUUUGAUGAAGAUUAAUAAAACAGAGUUUCUAUACUACAGUAGUACCGGUGACGACACGCAUUUGGGAUAACGCCAGUACAGUCGGUAACGGAACAGUGAAUGAGAUAACGACCCACCUGGGCAGCGGCUAGCUAGCAUUGUUUUGCUAACGUCAGCUAACGGUUAACCAUGAGUCUCGCUGUCGGUCGGGAGCCCCGCAAAACUGCGGGUAAUCGCAUGUCCAAGCUGCUGGACGCUGAGGAGGAGGACGAAUUCUACAAGACCACUUAUGGCGGUUUCAACGAUGAAUCAGGAGAUGAUGAGUAUCAUGGAGAACACUCAGACACAGAGGAUGAGGUGGACAGUGACUUUGACAUCGAUGAGGGUGACGAGCCUGAUAGUGACCAGGAGGAAGAUGCACCUCGGAGGAAAAGUCGCGUUGUCACUAAAGCUUAUAAGGAACCAAUAAAAGUAGCCAAACCCAAACCCAAGAAACCAUCUGAAGAACUGAAGAAAACGGAGAAAGCCAAAGUAGAGCUGAAAAGGAGGAUUCCACCAGAAUUCCAGGACUUUGCUGAAACCCGGAAGUCAGUACGGCAGUCCACCAGCGAGCACACGCGGAAAACCAAUCUGCGUUUGCAGGAGCGGCAGGAUGCCCCUCGACGACGAAGAGGCGCUCACCGCGACAGACCCCUUACCCAGGAAGAGCUGCUGGCUGAGGCCAAGAUAACAGCAGAGAUCAACAUUCGAUCUUUAGAAAACUAUGAACGGCUAGAGGCUGACAAGAAGAAACAGGUUCAUAAGAAACGACGUUUUGAGGGACCGACUAUUCGCUACCAUUCAGUGCUCAUGCCCGUUGUCUCUCACUCUAUUUUGAAAGAAGAAAAUGUGGACGUUGAAGGGUUGGAUCAGGAUGUUCCUCAGACUGCACUACAAAACCCCACCACACCAUCCCAGCAACCAGCAGGAGGCCUGUGCUCCCGUACCUACAUAACGUUCAGUGAUGACGAGUCUCUGGAGGUGGCAUUUCCAUGCAGCGCACGGAUGACUCCACAACUGCCCGUUCAGGAGGUCUGCCCUGUCACUCACAAGGCUGCGCUGUACCGAGAUCCGGUUACAGACAUCCCUUACGCUAACACUCGCGCCUUCCGCAUCAUCCGAGAGGCCUACCGCAAAUACGUGGCAGCACAUGGGUUCCCCAACUCCUCAGCAGGGACAUCAGGACUCGAUGCAUCCACAACAAAGAGUUCCCGUCAUAAAAUGGUUGUUAAGCAGGGAGUAGUUGCCACAUAGAAUUCAGUCACAAGUAAUGAGAAAUGAGCUGAUCUUUUUUUAUAUUUUUCAUUGUGUUAAUGAGCCUUUGGGAAGGAAAUGGAGGCCUUCAACUUUCUAAUCUGAGUAGAGAAAAGUUCUUACUCGAGGUCAGCAAACAUUUAGAUAUGAUUUUAUCAUCUCUUCAAAAUAUUUCUGGCACCAUUGCCACAUUUGAAGCUUGUACAAAUCAUCAUUUACAGUGACUUGAAAAUGUGUGCCAAUUUUGAGUGUAAAUUCAAGCUGUGUCAGUGCAAGUGUUAGUAUCCAGCUGUACAAGUCAUGGGUAAGUAGAAUAUUAACAUUUCAAACACACCACACAACACACAACAUAUCUUAGUUUAAGUUUUGCUUCUAAGUUUUGCUUUAUCGGGAAAGAGCUACCAGGACCUUACUCGGCGAGAAGUUCAUAAUAGAAAUGAAUAUAACCUGUGUGAAUAGGGAGAGUGACUCAGCAGCUGCAUCCCAUUCAGUGUCGAGAGAAAGUUGUUUGUGCACUGUGAUCUCGUGUAUGAACAACCUGGAGGAGAAAACUCAAUUUUUAUUGAAUACCAGAGACUGUUUUGUAAUCAGAGUAAAUUUACAUCUGACAGUUUUUUUUAAUUAAAUUUGUUCUUUUUUACUGUAGCGUUAUAAGGUUUCUAUCAAUGUUUGUUUCUGCUGAACAAAAUAAAAUGGAGG